CCAAUGGCGCUGUGUGGAGAAGUGAGUAGGCGGGACUUGUAGUUGAACUCCGCGUUCUGAUUGGCCGUGCUGAUUAAAUACCACGACGCAAACGGUUUGUGUUGUAACGUUCUAGUAUCCGUAAGGCGCAACGUCAGUCACUGUCAAAUAUCUCAUGCUCCUAUUGGACGAGAGCGGCUAGCCCUCUUCACUGAUUGGUUAAUCCUCGCUCCGAAAACUGGCAGAUUUUCCAGCGCCACUUAGCGGCGUUUCGCAUCGCGGUGGUUUGGUAGCGGCGGGCGGGGAAGAGUUGGGCAACGGCUGACCCUAAUAUCCAGGAAAAAAAAAAACUUGGAUUAAACUCGGGGUUAGGGGUUGCCCGAGCUAGCCUCCUACACCUGUACACCGCCGCGGCCGCUCAUUCCGUGUCAGUCCGUGCUGGACAAGCUCGUCUAAUGUCGGAUUUCAAGCUCGGGAUUGUUCGCCUGGGCCGUGUGGCCGGGAAGACAAAAUACACCCUCAUUGAUGAGCAGGAUAUACCUCUGGUGGAGAACUAUGCCUUUGAGGCACGCAUGGAGGUUGACGCUGACGGCAACGGAGCAAAGAUCUUUGCAUACGCCUUUGAUAUAAGCAAAGGCCGGUGGGCAGGUCGACCUCUGCACGAGUUACUCUGGGAGAAGCACAGAGGCGGCAUUGCUCCUAGCUUCCAAGUUGUCCACAUAAACUCGGUCACGGUGGACAACCGUCUAGACAAUUUGCGCCUCGUUCCUGUUGGCUGGACUCCCAAACCGGAGGAGCUGUCUAGCAAACAAAGGGAGCAGUCACUUUAUUGGCUGGCCAUCCAGCAGGUACCAGCUGAUCCGGUGGAGGAGCAGUACCUGGAGCUGGGCCGCACACGUUACUACAACGCCAAUGGAGAGCUGGUGGAGGAGGAGGAGUGUUCCUGCACUUACUACGAGUGUCACUAUCCCCCUUGCUCACUCAUUGAGAGGAGGCUGCGAGAGUUCAACAUCUGUGGUCGCUGUCAGGUGGCACGCUACUGUGGCUCACAGUGUCAGCAGAGGGAUUGGCCGGCCCAUAAGAAGCAGUGCCGCGAACGCAAGAGGGUCCUGGCCUUGGAGUCUGAGCCUGAGCGGUGAUCCCCUGAGCCCCCAUCACUCACAAAUGGGGUCAGAGGGGGGACUGUGGGACGGGACUUGCAAAGAAAUGCAAAAAUGACAAUGGGGGAAAAAAAAAAUCUACUGACUGACUAACCGAAUGGGCGAUUAUGUUGGUAGGUGAGGCAGGCCUGUUGAGUGCAGGGUGGGAGGGGCAUGAAAAACCUUUUUUUUCUUCCCAAACUUUGGCAUUUCCUUGGCUUGUUAUGGGGGGAUUUUUCUUUUAGAGGGAGAUCAUUAAAAGGCUGCUGCUAUGGAUGUGUGUUUUGUGAAGAAAAACACCACCCCAUCAUGACUUCUUCGGUAUGGACAUUUUCGAGAGUUCAUUAGCUCACUCCUUCCUUCCAUUCUCACGCCCGUCGUGAAGUGUUAGCCGCUGGUCUCGAGGAACACGCCUGCUGUAGAAAGAGACGGAAUAACGGACCUCUUCACUGUACUUUUCCUCUCCCAGUCGGACUUCCUGUACACACAAACGUGCACACGCCUGCUUACCUGCCGUAUCCUUCCCCGGGUGUGCAGCAAAGGACUUUGCAAAUUCACACUACCAGUAUUGUGUGUGUGUGUGUGUGUGUGUGUGUGUGUGUGUAUGUGCGUGCGUGCCAUGCCAUUAUCGACUGAAGUAAUAGAAUUUUUCUCUAUUCCAAGCAUGGGUGGAUGGACUGGGUAGGAAAGUUAUUCUUGAAUCUAGGGAUGUUGUCACUUUUUUUUUUUUUUUUUUUUUUGUUCUCCUGUGGCGAGUUUCUGAAAUUGCUCUCAGUGCUGCAUUAAAAAAAAAUUCCAGUCGCCUUCCAUUAAAUAAUGUUCAAGCUCAAUCACUAGCAUUUGGAUUCAACGGAUGUCCUGGGCUAAAGAAAAAAACUUGAAAAUGCACACAAAGUUGUCCAUGUUCAACAUCCGCAGUCAUCUUUCUGCAAGUUGAUGCUUGGGUUAUUUCGUUUGUCAAUCCUUCUUGUCCAGUGUAACAUCUGUACCUUUUCUCUCUUUGUGUUUCGUAUAAACCCAAACCUUUUUAAAAAAAAGAAAAAGGAAAAAAAAAAAAAAGGACACAGGCAUACCUGCACACAUGUUUAAAGUGUGUCUUCCUCUUAAAUGUAAGGCAACUUUACCGAACUGUAAUGUGGUAUGUAAUGAUGCGCACGGACAUGCACACAAAUCUUGCAUGUAUUGCAGGUAUACAUGCUAUUUGUUGACAGUUGUGUACCAAUGUGUUUAUUUAUCCAGAUAGGGUUGAACACUGUGCACUGAAUAUCCUCACUUUCAUCUUUGUCCGGGAGAUUACAGAAUGAUUGCGUUUGGGGCAGGUUUUUUUUUUUGUCUUAUUUUUUAAUUUUAUUAAAUAUAUGAAUUUCAAUAUGCUUUAAAAUAUGUAAAAUAAAUAAAUCUACAUGAGGGGACAUAAUGUUCGCCAUAUUCUAUUGUCACUGUAAAAUAAAUAAAGUAUGAUGUGCGAAAAGUAUGUUUACACCAGAGAAGUGUGUCCAAAAGGGUGGAAUUUUUAUUAGAUAUACAACCUCUGGGGGAUAAAAUGGGAUGUUUACCUGGCUCUUUUACUUCGUAGCAAAUAACCAAAUCACAUAUGACGCAAAACAAUUUUUGUUUAAUAGGUGAACAUUCUGGCUUCAUGAAACAUGCCUACUUUCUAUCGAUGGAUUGAAAAGUGGCAAACUUUUGAAUGUACACCUGUGCAUUAUCUGUUGAGGUCUCCCCUGGUCCUUUACCUCGCAUGUCAUAAAUGAUUGUUUUCUUCAGGCAGUCAUCUUUAUAUGUUUCAUUACAACAGCACCAGUCAAAAGUUCCUGCAUCAUCUCCUUUGGCCAAUGCAGAUUCAUGAUUCAUCACUGAAUAUCACUUUCAUUCAAUCAUCCACUCUCCAUGACUGUUUCUCUUUAGCCCACUGUAACCUUGUUUUCUUCUGUUUAGGUGUUAGUGCUGGUUUCAUUUGGCUUUUCUAUACGUAAAUCCCAUUUCAUUCAGCCGAUUUCUUAUAGUUCAGUCACAAAUGUUGACUCCUGUUUCCGCCCAUUUGUUUUUAAUUUGUUUUGUUGUGCAUUUUCUAUUGUCAAGGCAUAUUGCUUUGUGUUUUCUAUCCUGAUGUUUGCCAUCUUCCUUUGUAAACCUGUAUUUUUUUUUUUCCUUUUAUAACCUUCCCAUUUUGUUUAUUUAUUUAUUUGGACACAGCUGACUGUGAACAACCAACAUCUUUCGCCACAAUUUUGCUGUGUUGCAUUUGCUUCUUGAAGGAGUUUUAUAAUCCUUUCCAUUGUUUCAAUUGACAGCUCAUGUUGGGGCUACGUUUGCUUUCAAAUAGCCAAGUCCAACAGCUUGUUACAUUCUGUAAGCACUCUCUUUUAACUGCAGACUCAUUUGCAUUUUUAGACUGGUGCUGGUAUUUGUUUUAGAAACGCAAAUUACGAAAUGAUUCCAUAUGGGGUUUUUUUCACUUCUUGAUUUAGAAAAAAAAUAUGCCAUUAAUUAAAAAAUUUAAUUUAAUUAGUUUUAGGUAUGUUUCAUGAAGCCGGAAUGUUCAGCUAUUAAACAAAAAUAGUUUUGUUUCAUAUCUGUGCUUUGUUUAUUUGCUCUAAAGUAAAUAAAAAUCCAGGUGAGCAUCCUCUAAGUGUGGUGAUUCAUAAGUUUUGACAGGUGUUGCAUAAAAAUCUUGAUUUGAAUAAAAGCAGCAUCAUAUGCACACACAAUUUCUUUUAACCUAAAUUCACAACAGUUUUAAAAUUUAAAAUAAUUGCAAACGUCUCUUUAAUGUAUUAAUUUUUUUGUGGAAAAUGGACAGGGUGUCGUCUCAACGCUUUUGAUGUUUGAUCUGCAUCAUAUGGUUUAGUGGCAAUGAUUAGCGCACUGAUUGAGGUUCUGUGUUAAUGGUUAGAAGGUUGAGAGUUAAAUCCCCAGGAUGCCACAGCAGCAAAUCUGAACAAGGCACUUAAACUUAUUAGACUGGAUUCUCCUUCAUUUACAAGUCCAAAGUAAAUAAGCGUUGCUCCAAAUGAGAAUUAUGAAACUUUAGCUAAUGAGUUUAAUCCGCUGUCUUAAAUAAAAGUCUGACACUGAUCUACAGUUAAAGGUUUAAGCCCCUGUCUUAUCUUAAUAUGUUUGUGCCUUACAUCUUUGAACCUGUACAUUUGCUUUAUAUUAUAUUUGCAUACUAUAAGUAAGUGAACGGUGGGAAAAAUGACGGCAAUGCAAUGCACUAUGGGUAACUUGAAAUAUAGCUAUGGUGAUUAAAGCUCCAGCUUGGCUCACGUCUCCCCUACCGUACGACAGCUAUCCCUAUUGUGUGCUCUAUAGACUCCUGGGCCUUGGAUCACUGUGGCAUCGUCAGUAUUUCAACUUGCAAUCUUAGGGUGAACACUUUUCUGUUUCACCAGUUGGGAGCCCUGUAGGAUUUCUUAUACAAACCCAAUUCCAAAAAAGUUGGGACGCUGUGUAAACUAAAUAAAAACAGAAUGCAAUGAUUUGCAAAUCUCAAAAAACCCAUGUUAUUCACAAUAGAACAUACAAAACAUCAAACGUUUAAACGGAGGAAAUGUACCAUUUUAAGGAAAAUAUAAGGUAAUUUUUAAUUUGAUGGCCGCAACACCUCUCACAAUUUGGGAGGGUGGCAACAGCUGGAGGUUAAUUGGCAAAAGGUCAGUAACAUGAUUGGGUAUAAACAGAGAAUCGAUGAGAGGCAGAUAUGAUAUAUGUUAUGUUUUCUAUGUUCUAUUGUGAAUAGCAUGUUUUUUUGUUUUUUUUUGAGAUUUGCAAAUCAAUGCAUUCUGUUUUUAUUUACAUUUUACACAGCAUCCCAACUUUUUGGGAAUUGGGGUUGUACACCACUCCUUGUGUGAUGGAAUUUUUUUUAAAAUAGUAAAUGUUACAGAGUGCAGCCUAUUACAAUACACUAUGGCCAAAAUUUUGUGGACACCUGACCACCACACCCUUACAGUAUGUGGUCUGUCACCGAACUGUUGCCGCAAAUUUGUAAGCACACAAUUGUAUAAGAUGUUUAUGUAUGUUGUAGCGUUACAAUGUCUCUUCACUGGAAUUAAAGAGCCCAAACCUGUGUAUAGCCUCAGAUUCCUAUUUGUAGCUGACAGACAUGAAACCUGAUGUGGUCUCCUGCCGUUGUAGCCCAUCCACCUCAAGGUUUGAUGUCUUGUGCAUGCUGAGAUGCUUUUCUGCUCACCACGGUUAUAAAGAGUGAUUAUUUGAGUUACUAUAUCCUUCCUGGCAGUUCAAACCAAUCUGCCCAUUCUCCUCUGGUCUCUCUUAUCAAUAAGAACUGUUGCUCACUUAAUGUUUUUUGUUCUUCCACACCAUUCUCUGUAAACUCAUACUGUCAAACAUACUGUUUUGUGUGAAAUUCCCAGGAGAUCAGCAAUUUAUGAAAGACUCAAUCCAGCCCUUCUGGUACCAACAUCCAUACCACAGUCAAAGCCACAGCCACACUUUCUCUUUAUUCUAUUGUUUGAUGUGAACAUUAACAGAAGCUCUUGACCUGUAUCUGCAUGAUGUUUUUGCACUGGCUGAUUAGACAACUGAAUGAAUAUGCAGUUUUGUCUACAGGUGUUCCUAAUAAAGUGGAUGGUAAGUAUAUAUGCAUAUACAUAACCAUUCAGUUUUGCUUACUCUUUGUCCAUUUAUUGUUUAACCCAC
Ictalurus furcatus (blue catfish) is the source of this 5783-nucleotide messenger RNA. RefSeq names its product zinc finger, MYND-type containing 19 (gene zmynd19). The record is from RefSeq and is a predicted model, not a curated record. The transcript is spliced from 6 exons. NCBI's taxonomy places the organism in Eukaryota, Metazoa, Chordata, Actinopteri, Siluriformes, Ictaluridae. The coding region runs from base 435 to 1118 and encodes 227 amino acids.